AUGCCUCCACGGAUAAAGAUAUCCAGUCAAUUGCUUCGAGGCAGCAGGCAAUUCUCGGUGCUAGGCCGACCAGCACCAAACUACCCGGGCCAUGUCCCUCUGACGACAGUUGAGCGGUGCUCGAUGGCCAUCGGCUCAGCUAUAGGCUCACUUCUCAACCCACGACGGCAUGAUUUGAUAGCUACGCUGGGCGAGACAACAGCAACACCGUACUUCAUCUACCGACUACGAGACGCCAUGCUCUCCGACCCAACCGGCCGACGCAUCCUCCGCGACCGACCACGCAUAACCUCACAGACACUCUCACUCCCCUACCUACGCUCCCUACCACCGAAUAGCCUGGGAUAUACUUAUGCAGCGUGGCUUGAUCGCGAGGGCGUGACUCCCGACACCCGCAGCAGCGUACGGUACAUCGACGACGAAGAAUGCGCAUACGUGAUGCAGCGGUACCGAGAGUGUCAUGACUUCUACCAUGCCGUGACCGGGCUGCCUAUCGUGGUGGAAGGCGAGCUUGCGCUAAAGGUGUUUGAGUUUAUGAAUACCGGACUGCCGAUGACGGGGCUGAGUGCAGCUGCAGUGGUGAGGUUGAAGGGAGCAGAGAGGGAGAGAUUCUGGGAUAUCCAUCUUCCGUGGGCAGUGAGGAGUGGAGCAGCGAGUAAAGAGCUGAUUUGUGUUUAUUGGGAGAAGAUGCUUGAGCGGGAUGUGGCGGAGAUACGGAGUGAGUUGGGGAUAGAGGUGCCGCCGGAUCUGAGGGAGAUACGACGACAGCAGAGGAAGAGGGAUAAGGAGAGGAAGGAGAAGGCAAAGCAGGCUGUACAAUAG
Molecule: messenger RNA, 822 nt
Organism: Nannizzia gypsea CBS 118893
Lineage: Eukaryota; Fungi; Ascomycota; Eurotiomycetes; Onygenales; Arthrodermataceae
Product: ubiquinone biosynthesis protein COQ4
Exons: 2
Coding region: 1-822 (273 amino acids)
Biological process (GO): ubiquinone biosynthetic process
Cellular component (GO): mitochondrion; mitochondrial inner membrane
Source: RefSeq, a predicted model, not a curated record